Molecule: messenger RNA, 1216 nt
Organism: Nicotiana tabacum (common tobacco)
Lineage: Eukaryota; Viridiplantae; Streptophyta; Magnoliopsida; Solanales; Solanaceae
Source: RefSeq, a predicted model, not a curated record
AUUUGAAAUACAAAAUUCCUUGCUUUACGCACUCUCUCUCUUUCUUCUCAUUCCAUAUAUGUAUGUGACUUGCUUUGUUUCUUUUCUAUAUAUAAAAGUCUUAUUAGAGGAAUUGUUGGAUUGAAGGAAGGGAGAAUGGCGAAUAUAGGGAUAAUGGAUAGUGCGUAUUUUGUAGGGAGGAAUGAAUUGUUGUCUUGGAUCAAUGCCAGGUUGCACCUUAAUCUCACUCGCAUUGAAGAGGCUGCAUCUGGGGCUGUGCAGUGUCAAAUGAUGGACAUGACCUAUCCUGGAGCUGUUCCAAUGCAUAAGGUCAACUUUGAUGCAAAGACUGAAUAUGACAUGAUCCAGAACUACAAAGUGCUGCAAGAUGUUUUCAACAAGCUCAAAAUUGACAAGCAUAUUGAAGUUAACAGGCUUGUUAAGGGCCGUCCUUUGGAUAACUUGGAGUUUCUGCAAUGGCUGAAACGUUACUGUGAGUCUGUAAAUGGUGGCAUUAUGAAUGAGAAUUAUAAUGCUCUGGAUCGCAGAAGCAAGGUUGGGAAGGAACGAAAUGUGAAGGGCUCUCAGAGAUAUGCAAAGUCACUGCAAACAAACAACUGUCAUAACCCUGGAUUAGGGGAAGGCAUUACUAGGAUUACAGGAAUAAAACAAGGAAGAUCAAGUCCAGUAAUGGGUGUGGUUAAUUCUUCAGCAGAGAUUCAAGCUUUGUCAAAGGAGGUUACUGAUCUCAAGCUCUCUGUUGACCACUUGGAAAAAGAAAGAGAUUUUUAUUUUGCAAAGUUACGAGAUAUUGAGAUACUCUGUCAGACUCCAGAAUUAGAUAAUGUCCCGAUGGCUGUGGCAGUGAAAAAGAUAUUAUAUGCUGCUGAUGCAAGAGAAUCAGCAUUGGCAGAAGCUCAAGAAUUUCCAAGUGAAUCUGUGGAUGGUAGUGAGGGCUGAAGUGGAAGAUAAGUAAGAAUUGCUUGCAGUAGUUUCUUAAAUGUAGUGGGUUGCCAUCGUUUGGUGAAAAGUUGCCAGACUUCUGCUUUAUACAUCCAAUGUUUUUUUUUGGUGCCAUAUGAACAAUCUGUCUCUAGUGUUUAGUUGAUGGAGAUAUCUCAAGUGAAGAGAAAUUUGUAUUUGGAUGGUCUAGUGACCAUAAUUAGUCAUCUUUAAUUGAAAGAGUACCAUGCAAAGUACAUAUCUUCCACAAAAUAAAUAAUUAAAUAAACAGUCA